This is a messenger RNA of Exophiala mesophila, 3102 nucleotides long. RefSeq lists its product as uncharacterized. The record is from RefSeq and is a predicted model, not a curated record. Lineage: Eukaryota; Fungi; Ascomycota; Eurotiomycetes; Chaetothyriales; Herpotrichiellaceae. The transcript is spliced from 2 exons. Gene Ontology annotation, molecular function: basic amino acid transmembrane transporter activity. Gene Ontology annotation, biological process: basic amino acid transport; transmembrane transport. Gene Ontology annotation, cellular component: fungal-type vacuole membrane. The coding region runs from base 165 to 1835 and encodes 556 amino acids.
GUCGCACACACAUACGGAGCGAGCAGGAGACUUUUUCCUUCCCUUCCACACAACUGAUUAUCUUAAGCACGCCAUUUCAACCGAUUCAACACCCCACGACUUCAUCACCUCAACAACCUCCCAAAAGCACGAACACUACAACCAUCUCUAGAUUUAAAUACACAAUGACGACCUCGGAUCUCGAACAAGUCUCUGAUGAGACUAGUCCUCUACUCGGAGGACAACAACAACAGCAAAAUGGCACGGCCAAUGGCAAUAUUACUCAUACCCAUGAUUCCAACGAAUCAGGCGUCCAAUCAGCAACAUUACUUGAAGAGACAUCAACCAAGAAACUCUUCGCUAUCAUGGGUGCGAUAUGGAUUGGAGUCUAUUUUGCUGCUCUUGACACAACCAUUGUCGCCACCCUAACCGGCCCUAUAUCAUCAUCAUUUGAUUCUUUUACACUCCUAUCCUGGCUAGCCACCGGCUAUCUAAUCGCCAAUGCGGCAUGUCAACCACUGUCCGGAAAAUUAACCGACAUAUUCUCUCGGCGCACGGGUCUCAUUUUCAGCAAUAUCUUCUUCGGCGUCGGUACUCUGAUCUGCGGCCUCGCACCUAAUGCCGGUACUAUCAUCGCUGGACGCGUCGUGGCCGGAAUCGGUGGCGGCGGUCUCACUUGCAUCGCUACCUUUGUCACUUCAGACCUGGUUCCGCUCCGGAAGAGAGGUCUUUGGCAGGGCUACGGGAAUCUCAUCUACGGUCUGGGGAUGGGAUCCGGUGGGGUUGUUGGAGGAGUUCUGGCUGAUCGACUUUCCUGGCGAUGGGCUUUUCUUCUACAGGUUCCGUUUAUUGUCGUUUCGACGGUUAUGGUGAUCUAUCUGCUGGAUAUCCCUGUGAAUCCGUCGACGAAGCCAACGUUGAGUCGAAUUGAUUUCGUGGGUGCUGGCCUGCUGGUGACGUCGCUGGUUUUGCUUCUGCUUGGUUUGAAUACUGGUGGGAAUCAGUUGCCUUGGGCGCAUCCUUUGAUCAUCACAUCGCUUGUUCUCAGCUUCGUCACCCUCUCGCUGUUUCUCUACGUUGAGUCGACGCCCUGGCUCAUUCCUGAACCCAUCGUCCCGGUCUCGCUGGUUGCUCGCACUCGCACCGUCUGGUCGGCUUGUCUGAUGAACUGGUUCAGCACCAUGGCGGCAUUCCUUGCGCUGUACUACGUGCCGCUGUACUUGGAGAUUCGAGGUCUGAGCAGCACCGCUGCGGGACUGCGAGUGAUUCCAUUUGCUGUGGGCGCUAGUGUUGGAUCUCUCUUCUCUGGAUACCUGAUGCGGGCCACAGGACGGUAUUAUCUACAGUCUGUGGUCACCAUGGCCAUCUUCAUCACCGGGUCCGCUCUCAUCACCAACUUCCAGCUGACAUCGCCCGCGUGGCAGACGUACCUAUACCCUGCGCCGUUGGGAAUGGCGUACGGGUCGAUGCUCACCAUCACGCUGGUGGCCAUGAUCAGCGCCGUGGACCAUGAAUAUCAGGCUGUCAUCACCGCCGCCAGCUACGCCUUCCGCAGCACAGGCUCCACCAUUGGAAUCACUAUUGCCGGCGCCGUGUUCCAAAAUAUCCUGACAGAUGAGCUCAAGGCUCAGUACGGCAGCUGGCCCGGCAGUGACGAGGCCAUCGAUGCCAUUCGCCGCAGUCUCGAUGCCCUCAACCAUCUUCCUCCCGGCUGGGACCGUGACCUGGUCCUCGAAAUCUACAUGCAUGCCCUUCGAGGGGCCUUCUUCGCCGGUCUGGGUCUGGCCAUCUUGGCUUUUGUGGUCGGUUUGGCCAUGAAAGAACAUGUCUUGCACAAGAAUCUCGCCAGAAAGUGACCGCUAGGUCAUGCAAGUCGUGGUCCCGCUCGUGGCCCUGGUCCACGGUCGCUUCAGGUUACAGCCACCAUGCGAGCUGGCCGGCAGAGGUCUAGGCAACAGACACCGACACCGGAUCCAUGGCGGAGAAGUCAGCCGCACCUAUCUUUGGGCUACUGGCUGGUUGUGGUGAGACACUCGUCGCUCAUGCAUGCCAAGCGAAAAUUCCUCCAAGGGCAACCGAGCCUCUGGUCCAUUCUGGGCGUUAUAUGAGAGCCGUGAAGUGAGAGACAAUGAGUCAAUGGGCCCCCAGUGGGACAGAUACAUGACAUGCCCAAUGGACUCGAGGCUGAUCAAACUUGCCAGAAAAUACAAUCUGUCUCAAACAUUUAACAUUGGCCGGUUUGACAGUACUUGGACCGUGCUAGUACUUGACAACAAGUCACACGGCAAUGCUCUCCCUUGGAUAUCUUCGUAAGCACCGAGGUUUUGAGACGAUGCGAUUCUCCGGGAGUUCAAGUAGUGCGACCACUCAGCGGUGCCAGUCGAUCCUUCCAGACAAUGAUUCGCGCCCUGUACCCUUGAGCAGAAAUGUUGACCGCCAAAAUUCUCGCGUUCUCCAUGUCCUUGCCGACAUAUUGUGCGGUCCCGUGCCGAUAGCAGUUCGCGAUCAUGCUGGAAAUGGACAACACAGAUGAGGCAUAUCGACAUGGGAUUGCCACCUUGGUGACUUGUCCCUUUUGGUUGAUGCGAGGUAAUGUGUCGGAUGUUUGCACUAGUAAGAAGCAGCAUCAUCACGUAUAGCCAAGGUAUGCCUUCCAAGCCUAGCAGCUUUGCGACAGCCUGAGUCUUGUUGGGCACCGCUCGAAUAGACAACGAUCCCUACCUAACAUGUAACGUACCGGAGAAAAUUCCUCCGCUCUGGAUGUUCCAUAAAACCUUCCAAUCGAGAUAGAGAUGUCGACAACUGCUGCAUUCUCUCUCGUGUUCCAUUGUUGCUCCUAUGAUGCAUCAAUCCGGACAACUUGUUGUCGGAAAGGCUGGAACCGUCGAAAAGCACGUGCAUCAGCCAGGAGUACCCCUUGGAGGCAAACCCGCCGCGUCAGAGGGUCACAAAUGCAAUGAUGGGACGGCCCGAUGGUUCGCUUCUUGCCACUUGGAUCCAAUGUGGUAGGUGGAUCGCGGUGGAGCAUCGUGCUAUAGUUGCAUCUGCCCGAGAUGUUGGAUCCGAAAUAGGUUGGAUCCACGGUACCUUCCAGCCCAAAGAUUCGCUGUUCACCUGCACGAG